Molecule: messenger RNA, 1059 nt
Organism: Letharia lupina
Lineage: Eukaryota; Fungi; Ascomycota; Lecanoromycetes; Lecanorales; Parmeliaceae
Exons: 5
Coding region: 1-1059 (352 amino acids)
Source: RefSeq, a predicted model, not a curated record
AUGGAAUUUGCUGGUAUUGUCGUGAAGGGUCAGGAGGGCUCCGAACAACAGCCAGAGAGGAUCACCUUCUGGGUCUUCAACCAGUCGCAGGAUAUCGUGGUGGCAGGUGCAGCAUCUGCAGAACGACUUGGACAGCCCGUAGAGACGGCUCCGGAGAAUAUUGCCCCGGAAGUCUCAAUGGUAAAGCAGACUGCCAUUACAGAGUUCUGUUCUCCAUGUCCGUCAACGGCUUUGGCGGACGGAACUUUCAUAACACCGUGUCCUUCGGUGACACUGGCGGAAAUAUCUGCGAUGUUUGCGAGACAAGAAAAUUGUGUGGAUGGGGCCUACGCUUUCGAUCAAGCACAUCCCCUAUUCAAGGGCUGGAAAGUUUCCCCAGUGCCGCCGCCCGCUGAGCCUGGGGCUCUGGCCAUUGGUCGUAAUUGUUCGGUUUCGGUUUCACCGCACGAUGAGACAUUGCUUGAGAGCACUUCGGAGUCGUCAUCGCCCGCCUCACCGAGAUCUACCGAAGAAGAAUCAUCUGAACUUGCUGCUACUGAGCUUAUCGGUAUCUAUCCGGUCGGAGACGUGAAGACAGAUGACACCGAGCAUGAUAUUGAGAAGGUAGAUAUCGCUAGAGAUGAGGAGCGAUUGGUGGCCAUCGCUGAUGCAGAAGUGGACCAUGAAUCAGAGAUGGAAAACAUGAGGCUGGCCUAUGAGCAAGCAACGAAGGGAAUGGAGGAGAUACUUAAUCAAAAAGAGGAAGUGAUCAAGUCUGUAACGCAGUAUGCAGAGAGAGUCGGAGCGAACCUGGCAACGGUCCUUGCAAAGCAUACAGAUGCAGGGGCAGUCUACCACUUGAAAAAGCGGAAGGACAAUCUGCUGGAGCAACUGGAAAUCCAGCCGCGAGAUGAUACGCGGGCGGCGUUAGCAGCAGCGAAAGCGGAGGCAACGGCAGCAAAUGCCGCGGCAGCGAAAGCGGAGGAACUUACUUUGACAGCAUCACGCAUGACAGACAAAGUGGUGAAGGAACUCAAAUCUAGCAACGACAGAAUUGACGCACUUCUCGUUGGGAAAUAG